AUGACUAUUUUGCCUCUGGGGGCUUAUUGUCAUAUUUUCAAUCUUUUGCUUCCGCAUCAGUUGUUAUUGAGUUCUACGACAUCAUGGAAGCUGCUGGAAUAUGCGUCGUCUAAUCAUUACCAUGUUCCUGAAAAUGAGGAUUUUGUUUUGCAAUAUUUUGACGUGCAAAUAUUGCCGCCGCCCCUACAUUGCCAUGUUCCUGAGGAUGAGGAAUUUGAUUUGCAAUAUUUUGACGUGCAACUAUUGCUGCCGCCCCCACAAUGCCAUGUCCCUGAGGUUGAGGAUUUACCCCACACGCACACGCACAAGCGGACAGACCACUCACAUGGGCAAAUCAUUUCAACCUCCCAAAUCACCUCCAUCUCUGUUCUCGUUCUCAACUCUGAACUUGCCCUCUCUCUGUCUCUGCGACUGCAAAUUACAAAAUCAACAAGAAUCAGAUCAGCCUCCCAAAUCGCCUCCAUCUCUAUUCUCGUUCUCAACUCUGAACUUGCCCUCUCUCUGUCUCUGCAACUGCAAACUACAAAAUCUACAAGAAUCAGAUCAGCCUCCCAAAUCGCCUCCAUCUCUAUUCUCGUUCUCAACUCUGAACUUGCCCUCUCUCUGUCUCUGCAACUGCAAACUACAAAAUCUACAAGAAUCAGAACCCAUAUCGGCAUAUCAUUUCAGAUUGUUCAAAAAAUCAAAACCCAUAUCCUUCAGUUUCCAUCGCCCGCUGUUCCAGUUCUGGUUCGCCGUUCGCAAGAUUCAACCUCUGGCCCGCUGUCUCUCAACUCUCAAGCCCUCUCUCUGCAACUGGUAACUUGCAUGACUUCCAAUUUUUUUCAUACAAAGGCUAAGCGACCUGUACGAAAAAUAAUUAUGUUUUGACUGCUUGGAGUCUUGCCUUGAAUGCUUUGGAGGGAAAUGUAGUCUUCCAAAGGGGCUGGGAAAAGACGACAAUGGGAGCGUCGAUUGCAUGGCCUAUCAAGUACAUCACAAUUUGUCAAAGCCAAGAUUGCGGUUGCCGUUACUUUUUUUGUUGCGGUUAUAUUUUUUAUAUGGCUCAUGAAGAAGUUGCAUAUAUGUAAUGUAAGAGAAAGACUGAAACAGAGCAAGAAGAUAUAAGAAUUUUUGUUUUAUUUUGGUAUAUGGUAUAAGAAGCAAGAAAUUUGUAUAUGGUUAAUUUUUGUAUAAAACAAUAAUUUGGAAUUUGUUAUAUACAUAUAUGAUGUUGUUGGUUAAUUGUAA
This is a messenger RNA of Cornus florida, 1230 nucleotides long. RefSeq lists its product as uncharacterized. Bases 1 to 870 code for a protein of 289 amino acids. Lineage: Eukaryota; Viridiplantae; Streptophyta; Magnoliopsida; Cornales; Cornaceae. The record is from RefSeq and is a predicted model, not a curated record. The transcript has 6 exons.